UAUUUAACAAGUUACAUGUAAUUUUCACUAUAAUUCUUUGUUGAUUGUAUGAGAUUGAUGAUUUUCUCUCACAUUGCAACAACGUGUACUUCCCCUAAUUUAAUCUUAAUAAAAAAGAGAAGAUAUUUCUCUUUCUUUGGUGUCCCAAUAAUCCCAUCAAACUGAAUUAAUGAACACACACUCUCUCUAGUUCGGUAGUAACCAGCACCAGCACCAGCAUCGGCAUCAGCAGUGAGAGUAGAGCAUAGCAGCAAUGAGUUCUGGUUCAGUCACCAAAGCUUCACUCUCUUCCUCCUCAUCCCCCAACUCCUCCACUGAGUCCCUUGAUGGGUUGAAGUUUGGCCAGAAAAUCUACUUUGAGGAUGUGAGUGUUGCUGCAGCAACAACAGCUCAAGGGGCCAAAACAAGUGUUGGGGUCUCUUCUUCUUCUUCUUCAAAGAAGGGAAGGGGUGGUUCAAUGCUAGGGGCUCAGCCUCCAAGGUGUCAGGUUGAGGGCUGCAAAGUAGAUCUGAGUGGAGCUAAGGCUUACUAUUCUAGGCAUAAAGUUUGUGGCAUGCACUCCAAGUCCCCUACUGUCAUUGUAGCUGGUAUUGAGCAAAGGUUUUGCCAACAGUGCAGCAGAUUUCACCUGCUUUCUGAAUUUGAUCAAGGAAAACGAAGCUGCCGCAGGCGACUUGCCGGCCAUAAUGAGCGCCGACGAAAGCCGCCUCCCAGUUCCUUGUUAACCUCUCGCUAUGGCAGAAUUUCUUCGCCUAUUUUUGACAACAAUGCCAGACCUGGUGGCUUUCUGAUGGAAUUCGCUUCAUAUCCAAAGCUUACACUGAGAAAUUCAUUCUCAACACCAAGAUCAACCGAGCAAGUUCCCGGGAACCAUGCUGCAGCACUUACCUGGCAAACCAGUUCAGACACACCAUCUGAAUUCUUCCUGCAAGGAUCAGGAAGUGGGGGUGGAACAAGCUUCCUUGGUCCGAAACAUCCUUUAGUGGAAAGCUACACUGGAGUCACCGACUCGAACUGUGCUCUCUCUCUUCUGUCAAGUCAAACAUGGGGUUCCAGGAACACCAACACAAGUGCUGAGCUGAACAACACCUUGUUGAACUUCAAUGGGACAUCAUCCAUGGCGCAAUUCGCCGUGGCAUCUUCUCAAGUUGCAGCCAUCCAUCAGCUUCCAAACGCCACAUCAUGGUACUCAAAGACUGUUGGUUCGCCGGAGGCUAUCCCUGAUCUCGGUCUCGGCCAAAUUUCGCCACCUCUCAGCCAUCUUCAUGGUGAGCUUGAUGUGUCACAGCAGGGUAGGAGGCAUUACAUGGAUCUGGGGGAGUCCAGGGCCUGUCAGUCUUCUCACUGGUCUCUUUGAAGUUCUUCUUUGCUGUCAUAAUAUUAGUAUGAGUAUCAUAUAGCACAGGAAAAUGAGAGGGGAAUGAAUCUGUGGCUAUUAGUACUAUACUAUUGCAAUUUGGUUUCUUUGAACUUUUGAAGCAACGUGGGUGUAUCCCUACUUUGUUUGUGGAACUUUGAAUUAUGAUUAUUUUGGUUUGUGUGAACUUAUAAGCAAGGUGUGUAUCCUUGUUUCUUAUUUGGAACUUUCAAGACUUUGUUAUUUUGGUAUUGGAACUUAUAAGCUGUGGUAAGGCUUGUUUUAUUUUGUGGGAGUUUCAGACAUGAUUUGAGGGGGAGCAAGUAAUGUAUGUGAUACAUGUUUUGUUUG
Molecule: messenger RNA, 1708 nt
Organism: Cajanus cajan (pigeon pea)
Lineage: Eukaryota; Viridiplantae; Streptophyta; Magnoliopsida; Fabales; Fabaceae
Product: squamosa promoter-binding-like protein 9
Cellular component (GO): nucleus
Molecular function (GO): DNA binding
Source: RefSeq, a predicted model, not a curated record